AUGGCGGUUGAUGCUGGAGUGCACCUCAGUGCAAUCAAAACUAUCCUGGAACAAACACAGCCGGCGAACCUUGGGCAGAGCGGCGGAAACCCACUUCCACAUACCCUCAAGACAGGGCCCUUCGCCGGACUUGAGAUCCCAAAUGCCACAGCAGAGGCAAACGCAGCGCACAUCUACAAUGAGCUAAUCGAGACAUAUCUGAUAACCCAUCCUCAUCUCGAUCAUAUCGCCGGGAUGGUUAUCAACACUGCCUGCCCCCCGGCCGCCACGCACAAGAGGAUAGCGGUCUCCAAGCCCAAGACGAUAGCUGCCCUCCCGGAUACCAUAGACGGCCUGAGAACUCACAUCUUCAACAAUGUCAUAUGGCCGGACCUGAGCGAGGCGGGGCUGGUGACGUACAUGCGCUUGGUGGAAGGCGGAUCUCCUCUGGCUGGUGAGGGAGACGGGAUAGGAUACACUGAAGUCUGUACUGGCCUUGCUGUGAAGGUGUGGAGCGUCAGUCACGGCUCCUACAUCGAAAAGCACAAUUCUCGUGGCAGUAUCGGCUCUCGUCACCACAGCUUCGACGCAUCGUCAGUUGGACCUACACAAAUCGUACCAUAUCCUCCUUCUCGCAAUCUCACGCCUCCCGUCGCUGUCCCUGAGCAGGACGAACGCAUGCAAACCUGCGUGUCCAACAGCUCGGUGUACUUCAUCAAGCACGUCGCUACGGGCCGAGAGAUACUCAUCUUCGGCGACGUCGAACCGGACAGCCUCAGCCUCAAGCCGCGCAACAGCAAGAUCUGGCAGCAGGCCGCCCCAAGGAUCGUGGAUGGGAAACUUGCAGCGAUCUUUAUCGAGUGCAGCUACGACAACUCACGGCGCGUUGAACAGCUCUUCGGUCACAUGACUCCGCGGUACAUCAACGAGGAGAUGAAAGCCUUGGCCGAAGAGGUGGUCGCUGUGCGGCAGAGCAGAGAAGGGAGAGAGGCCCCAAAGCGCAAGAGGGGUGUCGACGACAAGUCCGUGGAAACCGCUGCAAAGCGGCAAAGCAGGUCACAGUCGAAGGCUUUUCGUGGGCGAAAGCUAGUAGCCCGCUCCGUCCCGGCAAGGAGAAGUCCUAGGCUACGUAGUCGAGCCAGCUCCCCUGCUAGCUCCGCGUCUGAGUAUGACCAUGACCAGCACGGCCGGCCACGCCACAAGACCUUCCCACGAUCGCACCCGCUCCGCAGCACGACUAUCAGUAGGGAGUCAUCGUGCAGUCUUCCAACGGAGUGGGAAGAAGCUGGCCCCGGCCAAGUUCAAGGUCUAAGCCAGGAUCAAGACCUCAGCAAUGCGCUCAAGGGACUGAAAGUCGUGAUUAUACACGUUAAGGAGAGCAUGGCUGAUGGGGAGCCGGCGCGGAAGAUCAUUCUGGAUCAGCUAAACGAGCUGGAGCAGGUUGCCUCGCUGGGGGUUAUAUAUGAAAUCAGUGAGGCGGGGAAGGACUACCGGUUCUGA
Messenger RNA from Chaetomium strumarium, 1479 nucleotides. Its product is annotated as cAMP phosphodiesterases class-II-domain-containing protein. The record is from RefSeq and is a predicted model, not a curated record. NCBI's taxonomy places the organism in Eukaryota, Fungi, Ascomycota, Sordariomycetes, Sordariales, Chaetomiaceae. Gene Ontology annotation, molecular function: 3',5'-cyclic-AMP phosphodiesterase activity; 3',5'-cyclic-GMP phosphodiesterase activity. The transcript has a single exon. Gene Ontology annotation, biological process: negative regulation of glucose mediated signaling pathway; cAMP catabolic process. The coding region runs from base 1 to 1479 and encodes 492 amino acids.